Molecule: messenger RNA, 402 nt
Organism: Paramuricea clavata
Lineage: Eukaryota; Metazoa; Cnidaria; Anthozoa; Malacalcyonacea; Plexauridae
Source: the annotation of a GenBank genome assembly
AUGAUGAGAACAAAUUUGCGGAACGGCGAUUGCACAGUCUAUUAUUGUCGUAAAUAUCAAUUUUCCGCUUGUCAAGAUGGUGCUAUCACUACUCGUAAAUAUUUCGGUAAAGGUGGUGAAUUUUACGAAGUUAAAAAUAUGGAUGCAUUUAAUGCUACGAAUGAGGGAUUUGGGUGUCAACAAUUGCGUUAUUUGACAACGGUGGACAAAAAUAAUCCCCACUUACAUUACCAAGCGGAAAAAAGAAUUAUACCCUCGUUUAUGUUCGUAAGCGAUGUACAAUUUAUAAACGAAAGUGUUCAUUUUGAAUUACAUUUCGGCGCUGAUAUACACAAAGGCGAUUUGGGCGGAGAGGAAGGAAGAUAUAUUGUAUUGGAAUUUAGUAUUUUUGAAAAUGAUUAA